Polyodon spathula (Mississippi paddlefish) is the source of this 1695-nucleotide messenger RNA. Its product is annotated as parathyroid hormone/parathyroid hormone-related peptide receptor-like. Gene Ontology annotation, molecular function: G protein-coupled peptide receptor activity; parathyroid hormone receptor activity; peptide hormone binding. Gene Ontology annotation, biological process: adenylate cyclase-activating G protein-coupled receptor signaling pathway; cell surface receptor signaling pathway; intracellular calcium ion homeostasis. Bases 1 to 1695 code for a protein of 564 amino acids. The record is from RefSeq and is a predicted model, not a curated record. Gene Ontology annotation, cellular component: plasma membrane. The transcript is spliced from 13 exons. Lineage: Eukaryota; Metazoa; Chordata; Actinopteri; Acipenseriformes; Polyodontidae.
AUGGUUGAAGGAAGGAAAGGAGAGGAAGAUCUGUGCAUCAUCAGCGUAAAGGUAGAGAAGCCGAAAGAGGAGAUGAGAGUACCAAGCAAGGGAUUAGGCUCUGGUUUAUUGAUUCUGAAAUCUCUUUUCUUACAGGUAGAUGUCGAUGAUGUUAUCACCAAGGAAGAGCAGAUAUACCUUUUGUUCAAUGCCAAGCGGAAAUGUGAGAGAGCCAUCAAAUCAAAACUGUAUAAAGUGUCCGAUGGCCUCUGUCUGCCUGAGUGGGAUGGCAUUGUUUGUUGGCCUGAAAGCCUGGCUGGCAAGACUGUCUCAACUCCAUGCCCCGAGUACAUUUAUGACUUCAAUCAUAAAGGUCAUGCCUAUCGGCGGUGUGACAUGAAUGGUAGCUGGGAGCUUGCCCCAAGAAACAACAGGACUUGGGCAAAUUAUACAGAGUGUGCCAAGUUCCUCACUCACUACAACCAGAACCAUGAGAAGGAAGUCUUUGACCGCCUAUAUUUGAUUUACACUGUGGGUUACUCUGUCUCGUUGGUGUCAUUAACGGUUGCUGUUGCUAUCCUGGGGUAUUUUAGGAGACUGCACUGUACCAGGAACUACAUCCACAUGCACCUCUUUGUUUCGUUUAUGCUGAGGGCCAUCAGUAUCUUUGUGAAAGAUGCUGUGUUGUAUUCUGGGUUGCCGCUUGAAGACAUGGAGCAAGUUAGUGUGGAGGACCUUAAAUCCAUCACAGAAGCCCCCCCUGCAGACAAGAUGCAGUUUAUUGGCUGCAAGGUAGCUGUGACACUCUUCCUCUAUUUCUUGGCAACUAACUACUAUUGGAUUCUGGUGGAAGGACUUUAUCUCCACAGCCUCAUUUUCAUGACAUUCUUCUCUGAUAGGAAGUAUCUUUGGGGAUUCACUUUCAUAGGUUGGGGGGUUCACAAGCUGUUUCUCGGCACUACAGCUGUAAACGAGUCUUGCCUCCCCUGGUUAAUUUGUCCUUACAGGUGCUGGGAUCUCAGUGCUGGCAGUCUGAAAUGGAUUGUUCAAGUCCCUAUAUUGGCGGCAAUAAUGGUAAAUUUUGUUCUAUUUCUAAACAUAAUCAGAGUCUUAGCAACAAAAUUAAGAGAGACAAAUGCUGGAAGAUAUGACACAAGACAGCAAUAUAGAAAGCUAUUGAAGUCCACAAUGGUCCUGAUGCCUCUUUUUGGAGUUCACUACAUUGUCUUCAUGGCUAUGCCGUACACUGAUGUUUCAGGGAUUCCAUGGCAGAUCCAGAUGCAUUAUGAGAUGCUCUUUAAUUCAUUCCAGGGAUUAUUUGUUGCUAUAAUAUAUUGCUUCUGCAAUGGAGAGGUCCAAGCAGAGAUUAAAAAGUCCUGGAGCAGAUGGACAUUGGCGCUGGAUUUCAAAAGAAAGGCUCGGAGUGGCAGCACCACAUACAGCUAUGGACCCAUGGUUUCGCACACCAGCAUCACAAAUGUAACAGCAAGAGGCCCUUUAGCCCUACAUCAUACCACCCGCUUGGCACCUGCCUCCAAAAAUGGGCACCGCAACCUGCCUGGUUAUGUCAAAAACGGCUCGGUUUCAGAAAACUCCAUUCCUUCCUCAGGGCAGGAGCUAUAUGUCAAAGAGGAAGAGGAAGAAAACAUAUCUGGACCAUGCGAAGGCAGCAAACCUACUAUAAUGGUGGAGGAGGAAAGAGAAACCGUGAUGUGA